AUGUCAUUUCCACCCACCCCCACCGGCGAGAGCAGCUCUCACUCCGGUAACUGCCAUUGCGGUGCCGUGCGAUUCAACUUCAAACUAUCGCCGCCCCUGUAUGAAUACCCUACCAAUAGCUGCAACUGUUCCAUCUGCACAAAGAACGGCUACUUGUUCGUCUACCCGUUCAACAAGGAUUUUACCAUCGAACAAGGCGAUACGCUCAAAGAUUAUCUCUUUGCCGAGCACAGGUCGAAGCACCAAUUCUGCGGGGUGUGCGGAAGUAGUUGCUUCAUCCGUAUUCUGGAAGAGGGAGCACCACCGAUCUCUGCCGUCAAUGUACGACUACUACAGGACAUUGAUAUUGAGAAACUGAAUCUCAACAAGUGUGAUGGAAGGUCGGUCGGGCCAGCGUACAAGUUUUAG
Molecule: messenger RNA, 408 nt
Organism: Penicillium concentricum
Lineage: Eukaryota; Fungi; Ascomycota; Eurotiomycetes; Eurotiales; Aspergillaceae
Product: GFA family protein
Exons: 2
Coding region: 1-408 (135 amino acids)
Molecular function (GO): carbon-sulfur lyase activity
Source: RefSeq, a predicted model, not a curated record